Molecule: messenger RNA, 2022 nt
Organism: Lodderomyces pseudojiufengensis
Lineage: Eukaryota; Fungi; Ascomycota; Pichiomycetes; Serinales; Debaryomycetaceae
Product: ATP-dependent 5'-3' DNA helicase
Exons: 1
Coding region: 1-2022 (673 amino acids)
Molecular function (GO): 5'-3' DNA helicase activity; ATP hydrolysis activity; RNA binding
Source: RefSeq, a predicted model, not a curated record
AUGAAACUUUUCAAUAAAUUUAAAGAUGAGAUUUUAAAAGAACAAGAAGAAGAUGUAAAUCAAACUUCCAUAUAUUUGAAUUCUUAUCCACCAAAGAAAUUAGCCCAAUUGGGUUAUGCAAUUUUAAAUUUAAAUAUAACCAAUGUUAGAACUGGUAUCAGUGGUAAAACAAUUUUAGAAUUGCAAUUAGAUAAAUCUAUUGCCAAUGGAGAGAUUGAUACAAGUACAAUGAAGACUGGAGAUAUUGUCAAGAUUGCAAAGAUGAUUAAGGAAAGUAAGAAGGAGAAUAAAAAGAAAAACACGGAUGGGGAUAAAGAUGAAGAUGAAUUGGCGAUUGAAGCAGUUGUUGUAAAAGUUACAAAUCAACAAGUUACAUUAUCAGUGGAUGGAUCAAUCAAUGAUGACAAAACUUUAGUACUUUAUAACAACACAAAUGAUAAUUCAAAGUUGUGGAUUGUAAAAUUAGCAAAUUCAAUCACUUAUGAUAGAAUGAUUAAAACAAUGAAUAAAGUAAUAAAUUUACAAGAAUCUGAUCAAAAUGAUAUACAUAGAAUUCUACUAGGUGGGUCGAAAUUCAACAUAAGAGAAAAUACUGAUCCAAUUGUUGAUUUCUUUAACUCCGGUUUAAAUCAAUCUCAAAAAGAUGCUAUUAAUUUCUCAAUUAAUCAAUCAAAUUUCUCAAUUAUAUUCGGACCUCCAGGGACUGGCAAAACAAUGACUAUAAUCGAAUUGAUUCAGCAAUUAACAAAGAAAGGAGAAAAAAUUUUAGUUUGUGGUCCGUCAAAUAUUUCGGUUGAUACAAUAUUGGAAAGAUUAGGUAAGAAUUAUAAAUCAAAUGAAUUAAUCAGAAUAGGUCAUCCCGCUAGAUUGUUACCUGUGAAUUUACAACAUUCACUUGAUGUAUUAUCGAAGUCAUAUGGUAAAGAAGUGAUCCAAGAUCUUGAAAAGGAUAUACAAUCUACCCUUAGUAAGAUUAAAAAAACAAAAAGGUAUGCAGAAAGAAAAGCUUUAUAUCAAGAAUUAAAAAUGUUAAAGAAAGAAUUGAUACAAAGAGAAAGGAAAAUCAUAUAUGAAUUAUUAAAUGGUGCGAAAGUUGUAUGUUCAACAUUACAUGGAGCUGGCUCAUUAAUCUUAAAACAAAGUCAAGUCCAAUUUGAUACUAUUAUAAUUGAUGAAGUCUCACAAUCCAUGGAACCUCAAUGUUGGAUUCCUUUGUUGAUUAACAAUAAUUUUAAAAGAUUAGUAAUUGCAGGUGAUAACAUGCAACUACCACCAACACUAAUGAAUAAAGAUUCGAUAUUAGGACAAACUUUAUUCGAUAGAAUUAUUAAAUUUCCAAAUGGUGAAAAAAUCAAAAAUUUAUUAAAUAUACAAUAUAGAAUGAACAAUAGUAUAAUGAAAUUUCCAAGUAUGCAAUUAUAUGAAAAUAAAUUAAUUAGUGAUGAAUCAGUAAAAAAUAUAACAAUAUCUGAUUUACCAAAUGUUGAAUCAAGUGAUGAAACUAAUUUAAAAUGUAUAUGGUAUGAUACUCAAGGUGGUGAUUUUCCAGAACAAAAAUUAGAUUCAAUAGGUGAUUCAAAAUAUAAUGAAAUGGAAAUAUUAAUAGUAAAAGCUCAUGUAAAUAAAUUAUUAGAACUAGGUGUUGAACCAAAAGAUAUAGGAAUUAUUGCACCUUAUUCAGCACAAGUACAAAUUUUAAAAAAACAAAUAAAUUCAAAUAAUAUUGAAAUAAGUACAGUUGAUGGUUUUCAAGGUAGAGAAAAAGAAAUAAUAAUAUUAACAUUAGUUAGAUCAAAUGAUGCAAAAGAAAUUGGAUUUUUGAAUGAAGAAAGAAGAUUAAAUGUUGCAAUAACAAGAGCUAAAAGACAAUUAUGUGUGAUAGGAGAUUUACAAUUAAUGAAUGAUUCAGGUUUUAAGUUUUUAAAAAAUUGGAGUAAAUAUGUUGAAGAUGGUUAUGAAGAUAAUGAAGUUGAACCUUAUGAAAUUGUUUAUCCAAACAUUGAUGAUUAUUUAGAAAAUUGA